This is a messenger RNA of Pseudozyma flocculosa PF-1, 2010 nucleotides long. RefSeq lists its product as uncharacterized. Lineage: Eukaryota; Fungi; Basidiomycota; Ustilaginomycetes; Ustilaginales; Ustilaginaceae. The transcript has a single exon. Bases 1 to 2010 code for a protein of 669 amino acids. The record is from RefSeq and is a predicted model, not a curated record.
AUGACCUCGUCAAAGCCCUCGCCCAAGAGGCACGCUGCUCGCAAAAGGCGCCUCAUCGCCACCCUCCUCAUCGCCGCCUUCCUCGCCGCCUCCGGUACAUUCUCUCCCACCGUCGCCGCCGCUUCCCUACACCAGAGGGGACAGGCUCCCUUCGCCGACUCGUCUCUCGACCCCCAACCCUCCUCCUACUCCCCAUCCUCGAGCGCUUCCGCACCGCCACCCGCAACUCCCUCCAGCCUCUCCGCCACCCACGCCCUGUCGCAGGCGCACAAGCCCUGGCUCAUCGCCGCAAAGGACGCCGCACUCGCAAAGGUCAGCAGCUUCGUCUAUACCGCACUCCCCGACCCGCGCUACUUUUCCUACGACAUCGACCAGUUUGCCCAGUCCACCGACGAAUCGGCGACAGACUCGGGCCUCUUUGGCGAGACGGCCGGCCUCAACUGGGGCGGCAGCACCCUCGAAGUCAUCCGAUCUCAGGCCCUCUUCCUCACCCGCGCAGCCGCCUUUGGCCCGCGCAUCACGGCCGACGACGGCCUCAAGGGCUCCCUCCUGCCCAUCUCCACCUUCUACCGCUCGCCCCAAAACGGCAACAAGCCUUCGGCCCACGACAUCCAGGCAUGCCCCUACAAGGGCGGGCCCGGAUGGAAGCGCCAGGACUUCCUCAACUCCUUUGACGAUCCCGACGACCGUCGCCUCUACUCGAGCUUCGCCACACCCGAGGCCGCCCAUCCCACAGAGGAUCGAGAUCCGAGCCUACCCAUCCCGCCAGAGGACUGGAUCGCCCUGGUCGAGAGGGGCGGAGGCUGCGGUUUCGCCGAAAAGGUGCGCGUCGCCCAGACCCUCGGCGCCAUUGCCGUCGUCGUCGGCGAUGCUCCCAGCCCCGACUGGCCGGGCGACCACUCGGGCAACCCAGACGAGGACGGCGAUCCCGGCCUGAGCGGCAAACGCCUCAUCACCAUGUACGCCCCCGGCGACACCAGCGACAUCCGCAUCCCGUCGACGUUUGUCACGCGGCCGUCGUUCCUCGACCUCAGCCGACUCAUCGACGAGCUGGAAAAGGACGAGGAAAAGUGGCAGAACGCCCACCGCGACCCGAGCGGCGAGGUCGACAAGGACCCCAAGGCCCCCAAGCGCCUGCACGGCCUCGAGAUCGUCAUCAGCAAGGACGACAUGAUGUUCGAGUGGCCGCUGAUCGACUUGGGCAUCCUGCUUCUCCUGCUGCCUUCGUUCAUGACGGUUGCCACCGUCAUCGUCCACCGCAUCCGGCUGAUCCGACAGAGGCGAAAGGAGCGCGCACCCGAGCUCGUCGUCCUCGGGCUGCCCUGCCUGAUCUGGAGGAGCGGCGGUCAGCCAUGGGAGAAGAUCGAGGGACCCGACGUUGACCCGGGCCCGGGCAACGGCGGCAGCAGCGCCGACGCGGACGGCGCUGCGGCUGCUUCCUCCGACACGGAUGGCCAGGACUCGCCGGCGCCCGUCACGAGCAUCACUCCCGGCGACCUCGAGUCUGGUGCGGCAGCCGAAAACAUCCCGCUGCUGCAAGAGGACGAGAACGGCGCCGGUCCAUCGCGGCGCCCCACGCCGACCGUCAAGGUGCCCGCCCCGCCGUCGGCCAACCGCUCGCACUCGUUCCUGCCGCCAGGCCGCACCUACUUUAGCACCGACGAGUGCGCCAUCUGCCUGUGCGACUUUGUCGACGGCGACCGGGUGCGCGUGCUGCCCUGCGGCCACAUUUUCCACCGACAGGAGAUUGACGACUGGCUCGUCCGCGUCAAGAAGCUGUGCCCGAUCUGCAAGCGCGAUAUCACGGUGCCCAUCCCGCCUGCGCCUCCUGGCCCGCCGAUCCACCAGGCCUCGGGCUCCUCGAGCAACCUCGAGGCGUCCACCACCACCACCAGCAGCUCCGCCGCCGAUGGCGAGGCGCAGCAGCAGCAGCAGCAGCAGCAGCAGCAGACGACGAUCCAGGCGGGAAGCGCGCGCGAGGACGAUGUCCCAGCCAUGGAGCGGUACUGA